GCAGCGCUGUCGAACGUGUUCUCUGUUAUGACUCGUAAGAGCGAAGUUAGCCGUUGUACAUAAGUAUAAAUUUACAAACGAAUCGUACGUUUCGUAAAUUGAAUCACUACGCGAAAACGUGUCGAAUGAGCCAAGUUAUUUAGCUAACUAGAUCGUUGUAUCUGGGACCAGAACAGGUCGACCAGAGGUCCGGGUUUGGGCCAGACAGUCCGUUCAGGUCUAUCCUCCACCAGAACACAGCAUUACUUGUAUUUAAUUGGUUUGACAGAUAUUUAAAACUGCGCUCUAAAAUAUUCAUUUCGGAUGUUUGUAACAGCAUAAAAAUUAUCGUAAAGAAAAACGCCCUCAGUGGUCAUAUCCAUUCCUUUCGUCGAAUAGGGUAGUGCCUGCUGCUGGAGAUGCCUACUUCCUAAUUAAAUUUACCACCUUGUUCGUCUAAGAUAAUCCUACGAUGGACCGUGUGCUUAGACGAAGAAUUCCUGAAUGUGUGCGGACGUUACUGACAGACACUGCACCAGAGGAAGUCCAGUGGAGUGACUGGAGAGAACCAGAACCUGAACCCAUAACCAAAGAUGGAAUUUCACUUCCUGCUAGAGGCGGAUCUGAUCUUUUUAUUACUCCAGCUGGUGAGAAAGACAGUGGAAGUGGGUCUGUAGCAUCAUCAGUUAAAACAUGUGGCCUUUGCUUAUCUAAACCCUCCUGCUAUACUUGUCCGAGAUGCAACAUGCCGUACUGUGGAUUGAGUUGCUAUCAAAGUCCACGUCACUCUGCAUGCUCAGAGGAGUUCUACAAGGAAUGUGUCACUCAGGAGCUGAAAUUUCAGGGCACAUCAGAAAAGGAGGGGAGAAACAAGAUGCAGGACAUUUUGCUGAGGCUGAGACACAGUGCUGAUGUUGCAGGAGGGAUGGACUGUGUGCUAAAAGACCUGCUUGAGGAAAGUGGAGGAAAGGUGACCGGGCAGGAUGCACAGGUGUUAGAACUCUUGUCUAGAUUGGCUGAAAUUCAAGCAAGCAAAGAGGAACGAAGUGAAGAAAUAGAGGAGAUCUUGCAUAGACUCCAACAGAUAGAAGGAGGUCUGGGCAAUGCAGAAAAUGAGGAGGAUGAGGAAGAUCUAACACUGAAGCUGUCGGGACUGAAUAUUGAUGCUCUAACCGAAGAAGAACUGUGGUCUCUGUUGCCAUCUAAUCACAAGGAACAGUUUAAGGAGCUUAUUAAGGGAAGGGUCAUUGGGGAGCUGGUGCCACUCUGGAGUCCAUGGUGGGAAAAGCAUGAACAAGAUACUAAAGGACUUAUUGAAGAAUUAGAGUUAGAAGAACAUCAUUAUCAAGUAAAUAUGACACAGGACAUGAUUAGGGAAAAUAUAAAAGGCGAUGAAGAAACACAGAAUGAAAAAGAUCCUGGCAUUCAGUACAAGAGCAGAAACAUAACAGGGCAAACUCAAACCACUGAAGAUGAGUCAAGGGGAAAACUGGGACUUCACAAGCAGAAGAAAAUGUUUAAAAUGAGCAAGAGCACUGUAACUGGUUCCAAAUCUACUGCUCCACCCAUCAGUGCUAAGAUCCUUCCACUUCAAACAAUCUCUGCAAACCCAUCGCCUUUAGUACAGUUUAACCUCAUCAACACUCUUUAUGCCUAUACCUUCUCCCUGUGUCUCUUUAAUGGAGACAUCUCAGAACCCGAGCAGCUGCAGGAGUUCUGCCAGGCUGUGUUGGUGAUCUCAGAGUGUCUGGGCUGUGGAAGAGUGUUUCAUUCUGUUCCUGAGGCCCUGGAAGCCGGGGUUAUGACAUUGUCUGCAGAGGGGUACGCUGACCGAGAAGACGCUGAUGCAACCACUCGGGCCGUGCAAGCUGUGGCACAUAUCCUUACUGGAGAGAGUCGAGAGGAUCCUACAGGCUACACGCUGGCUGCCCUGUCUCAGUUGCAGGCAGCCCUUGGAAAAGCCAAAGCUUUGAUUCCUAAAGAAGAGAAAGAAUGGAGACACAAGUGUUUCCUGGCUAUAAAGAAGUGCGGGUUUUUCCAGUCCUGGGUGAAGGGAAACCCUGUGGUGGUGCGGCGCAUAGCAGGCUUGACAUGGUCAGAGUACUGCAGGAGAAGUGAGGAAAGGGUAGGAUUGGAGAAAGAAAAGGAAAAGGGGAGGAGAAAAAUGUUGAUAGAGGAGAUUAAGUAAGUGUGUUCUAAAAAAUGAUGAAUUUCUGUGCGAUUCUAUUAAAUAUCAAUAAUACAAGGAUUUUGCCUGCACAUUUUAUCAAAGAUUGUGAAAUAUGUUUAAAAAUGAUCUCGAAGCCACAGCAUCCAGAUUAUAAAGAAGAGUUCUUUUACAAAGUAAUAAUAUAAUUCCAAUUUAUAUUUUGCUUGGGAUACAGUGAUACAAUAUAUCACUGAAGUGCUCAGACUGGUUCUGGAGAUCUACCUUUUUGCAGGGGUUAGUUCCAAUGCUAACAGACCUGAUUCAGUUAAUCAAGGCUAUCAUUGCCUAGUAUUACAGGUGCGGUGUUAAUACAUCUCUAGGAACAGACUUCGGUGUACACUGUACAGAGAGCGUGCCUGACCUUGGUCGAGAAGGCGCUAAUGAGAUGAUGAGAUCAAUCAGGUCAUGAACUCAUUUCCUUGGAUGGAAAGCCCUGGGUUGGUAGCCAAAGUCUUAAUGCUGGUUAAAAAUAACCAGUUUUCUUUUUCUUUUUUACAUUACAGAAGCGAACGGCAUUCAGUGUAAAUACCAUAGUGAUGUAAAGCAAAUAAAAUAUGAAAAAUUA
Electrophorus electricus (electric eel) is the source of this 2753-nucleotide messenger RNA. It is a transcript of the gene znhit2, whose product is annotated as zinc finger, HIT-type containing 2. Lineage: Eukaryota; Metazoa; Chordata; Actinopteri; Gymnotiformes; Gymnotidae. The record is from RefSeq and is a predicted model, not a curated record.